AUGGCCUCCGCAACACGUCGGAUACCCUUCUGGGCUUCUGCAUCUGUGGUUUGCUCUUUAACGUUUGUUGUUCUCCCAUCCAUAUGCUUUGCGCAGGAUGAUUUCGAUCUCAACAGUAGUAGCCCUACUGCAUCGUCGACCCCAGCAAAUAAUUCAAGCUCGACAAGCUCUGCAGCUGUACAGACACACACCAUUUCAGUCGGCCUGGCAGACCACAAAUUCAGACCUGAAUCAACAAACGCUAACAUUGGCGAUAAUUUGCCUUUUACCCUUUAA
Alternaria arborescens is the source of this 276-nucleotide messenger RNA. RefSeq lists its product as hypothetical. The coding region runs from base 1 to 276 and encodes 91 amino acids. The transcript is spliced from 2 exons. The record is from RefSeq and is a predicted model, not a curated record. Lineage: Eukaryota; Fungi; Ascomycota; Dothideomycetes; Pleosporales; Pleosporaceae.